Nicotiana tabacum (common tobacco) is the source of this 1053-nucleotide messenger RNA. Lineage: Eukaryota; Viridiplantae; Streptophyta; Magnoliopsida; Solanales; Solanaceae. The record is from RefSeq and is a predicted model, not a curated record.
UGAACUUCAAAAAUACUGUUCCACAACUUAAGAAACAUAAAAAAAAUUAAAAUUUGUAGUAUUAAACAUGUUAUGAUAAGAAUCUUUGAAAGUAUCACCGCAAAAAAUGCAUAAAUAGAUAGUGGAAAUUUCAACGAUCAGCUGGUUUCGGCAAUUCAGACCAAGGCCCUUGAUUUAGGUGUCCACCACAAUUUCACAUGCAAAAACAAAUGAUGCCCCACUGCCCAUUGUCACAAUUUAAAACCCCCCCUAGUCUUUGACUAACAAUUCGUAAAGGUAGGUACUACUCCAUUUAUGUUACCAUAGUAUAUAAAGCUUAGCUGAGCAACCUAUAAUCCAUUAGAGCUCCAAUUAUUAUGACUGAGAUAUCUGCUUCAUACUGGAAAUAGAUAUGGACUCCUCUAGAAUUAGUCUGCGUCCAUUUAAGUUAACGGACGUUGAUGAUAUGAUGUUAUGGGCAGGCGAUGAUCGAGUAACUCGGACCAUCCGAUGGAACACUUUGACCUCGACAGAAGAAGCGUUGACCUUUAUCAAGGAAGUGUGUCUACCUCACCCUUGGCGUCGAUCAAUAUGCAUCAAUGACCGCUCCAUCGGGUUCGUAUCAGUAUUUUCUGGAUCAGGUGAUGAUAGAAGCCGAGGUGAUGUAGGAUAUGCUAUUGCAGUUGAAUAUUGGGGGCAGGGGAUUGCUACAAAUGCAGUCAAAAUGACAAUCCCUCAAGUAUACAAUGACUUUCCUGAAAUAGUAAGGCCUCAGGCAUUAGCUGAUGUUGAGAAUAAGGCAUCCCAAAGGGUAUUAGUGAAGGCUGGGUUCAUAAAAGAGGGCAUAUUGAGAAAAUAUGGCUACCACAAGGGGAAAAUAGUGGAUCUGGUGAUGUACAGUCUCUUAUCCACUGAGUCUGAUAUUUAACAGUCUUGUUUUGCUCUUUACUAUGUAAAGAUCUUUUUGUGUAUUGACUGGAACUCGGCAGAGUUUCACUCUCCAAAUAAAAGGGCAUUCAGGUUUUCUGUUUUACAUAGUAUCAACUAAGUCAAAUGUGAUCUUCAGAAUGGGUA